Molecule: messenger RNA, 9963 nt
Organism: Coregonus sp. 'balchen'
Lineage: Eukaryota; Metazoa; Chordata; Actinopteri; Salmoniformes; Salmonidae
Source: the annotation of a GenBank genome assembly
AUGUACAAUGAGAUGCUGUGUAAAACACUAGGAGCUCUAGUGAGGCUAUACAUGCAGCUAUUCAAGACUAGGUCCUCAGAUUGUUCCAAAUCAACCCACACACUGUGGCUCGAGUCUUUCUUUACACCAGGGGUCCCCAAUUACAUUCAUCCGCUGGCAGAUUUUUUUCUUGAGCGGAUGGUCGGGGGGACGGAACAUAGUUAAAAAUAAUUUGUACACUGCAAAUUGACCGCAAGAAUCCCAAAUAGAUAUAGUAUUUGACAAAAACAGAAUAAUUUCAAACCUUGGUUACAUUGGGAGACGUUCACAUAUGUCUCUAUAUUUAUGUGUGGGAAUAUUUGGGAACAUAUUUCCUAAAUUAAAAUCACUUUGAGCUGAGUUCCUGGUGAUUUUACAGUCCUUUUAUGUCCAACAACGGAAAUUAUUUGCAAAUUUUUUUUGCUCAUGAAACUGGGGGGGAGGAGGCAAAUACAAUCACCCAUGUGACAUAUUUGGCUAACGGGCCACCUACUGCUUUACACUGUUUGUUCUGAAGCCAACUACUCCGUCUGAAGAUGUUAUCAAGUAGCAUACAACAGGUCAACAGGGACAGAAAGGCUGUCAGCAAAAAAGGAUAUGCGUAAUUUGCAUAAUAUUGUACCAGGCUGGCUAGGGAAUUACAACUCCAUUAGGAAUGCAGGAAUAACUUUGAAUGAAGUAGAUCAUGUAGGGUUCAUAUUCAAAAAGGAAAAAUAAAUAUGUAUGAAACCACCCAUUUCCUGUCUGGGUCUCCAGUCUUAACUCUCCCCAGUGAUGUUAUCCUACAAUUAUGUUCUGCUAGGGACAAUGUUUUAAAUGUCCAUAUUAGAUCAGUUCAGUAGUGUAAAUACAGUCACACUCUACAGGCCAAACAACUAAUGAAGGAGACCCCAGGAAUAGUUGUGUGAAUAGAAGAAAAAUGACACAGGCCCUCAAAUUAGCUUAGCAUGUCAGGGGGCCAAUCGAGGGGUUAAGAGGGCUAAUCCUGCCUUGUUGAUAAGAUCAAUAUGCGCAUAUACAUGACUUAAAGGGUCACACUGACAUAUUUCUAUGCACCGACUGGUUAAAAACUCUUUAGAUAUAAAAUCAAAUCAAAUGUUAUUUGUCACACGUGCCGAAUACAACAGGUGAAAUGAUUACUUACAAGCCCUUAACCAACAAUGCAGUUCAAGAAAUAGAGUUAAGAAAAUAUUUACUAAAUAAACUAAAGUAAAAAAUAAAAUAAAAAGUAACAAUAAAAUAACAAUAACGAGGCUAUAUACAGGGGGUACCGGUACCAAGUCAAGGUGCGGGGGUACAGGUUAGUCGAGGUAAUUUGUACAUGUAGGUAGGGAAGGAAGGACUUCUAGUAAGUAUUAGAAACAAAGCACUUGAGCCCUAUUCACUCAGCCAGCCUUGCAUUUCCCUCAGUAUUUUUUGUUGUUGCUUUCUACCCUGUAGUAAAUUAAUGCUUUCCCUUAGCGUUAAAUCUCUAGAUGAGAUAUCAUAAUAAUACUACCCAGACUGGCCUUUUCUCCAUCAAGGUCACCAUUGUCUGCAGUAGUUCAGAUGAAAUAGACAGCUCCUUUUAAGUUUAACACAGGAAAUGAGGAGGCCGGGGCACAUGUUCUUGGAUCUCUGCCAAACCAUGUGGGUUUGAGCUAUCAUAUGUUCUCCAGACAUUAGUAAUGCCUGUGUCACUGGGUAUGGCAUACGAUUCAGUCAAUGUUUGGUUUGUGGAUGGAUAGCAUGAAAAAUAUAUUAUUAGAUUAGCCUAUUUCAAAUGUUUAUCAUGUUCCACAUUCAACCUCUUCAAUCUCUAUUGUGAAGUUACAACAACACCAAUGAGUCAACAACUGAGGUUAACCACACUGUAAUUCCUUCCCCAUGUCGUCUGGUGGGUUUCACUUGGAGAUUAAUAAAGCAAUGAACAGCUUGUUACUGUUGUUAGCAUCCUGGGGGCUCACUCCAUAAACACCUGCUUAGAGAAUGGCUGGCUGGGGCAUUAUGGGAAGCAGUGUGUGGAUGCCUGGCCGGAGUUCAGCUAGACAUAGUGGUAGUGUGUGUGUGUGUGUGUGCGUGUGUGUGUGCAUAUGUGAGGGCACAGCCAGAUUGAAAGACACAGGGACCGACCGUGUUUAAACGUUCUCCUCUGGACAGCAGUGGGCUUUGAAGCUGGCCUUUCCAUGGAGCAUAGACACUGAAUGUCAGGGACCAGGUGCAGAAAAUGUUAAUAGACUCCAGACUUUAAACUUCUUUACCAGCACUGUGGCUCUGCCGCUCUGCCAUCAGCCAGAAUAUUUGCUAGACUUUUUCUCUCUCCUUUUUUUUAAUCUCUGUCUGGCUACAGUUUCAUAACACUUUUUUUUUUUUUCAGCAGUAGCCCCUUUAAUUGUUUUUUUCCCUGAAGGUAGUGUUUUUAAAGAGUAGUGUGCAAACUUGUUGGGGGAAACCAGCCAACUGAAAAACCCAUGCAGUAGUUCUAUGCCCAACAGUGGCCAGCGCAUAUUAAAUAGAACACUUAUGUGAAUUAUAAGAUUUCGAUGGGCCAGGGUCUCAAUUGAAUAUAAUGUACAUUUCACAGGUCUUUCUGAUAUUUCAUCAUUCAUAAUGACUCAUCGCUCAUUAUAAGCCUGAAGUUACACAGCGUUGUCUCCUGAUUUCCUAUCCCAUGUCUCCCCAUGUUUCCAACUUCCAGGUGACUACGUGGCAGCAGAUUUGGCAGACGGUGCACCAUAAACUGGGUAACAGGCCGAAGAGACCUCGCUCCCCCCUGUCUGACCCCCCUGCCAUCAAGGAGCUGCUGAAAUCUGAGAUCCAACUGCUGCUGGGGACCGUGAGAGAGAGAGCAGCCCUAGAGGGCAGGUGAGGAGAAGACUCUUGUGUGAUUACUCAACUCCAUGGCUGCGUCCCAAAUGGCACUAUUUUCCCUAUAUAGUCCAUUACUUUUGACCAGGGCCCAUAGCGCUCUGGUCAGAAGUAGUGUACUAUCUAAGGAAUAGGGUGCCAUUUUGGGACACAUACCAAUACUAUGCAAUUACAGUGCAGUUACUUAAGUACUAUGUAACAACAACAUGUUAAUACAACAUAGUCUAUUAAUCACUGGUGACAACUUCUUUGAAUAUCAGCAACAACAAAAAAGCUUUGGAAGAAACUACUGCCAUUACCCUGUUGGCAUUCCUUUCCCUUCCUCUUCUAGUUUGUUAUUCAGUUUGGAAUUGAUAAAGCAUUUAUCAAAUUGUCAAACACCAACACUUCUUCUUAUGCCAUGAUUGCCUAAUGGUUGAAUUUUGAGAAAAAUAUAUACAGUGGGGAGAACAAGUAUUUGAUACACUGCCGAUUUUGCAGGUUUUCCUACUUACAAAAAUCCAGAAAAUCACAUUGUAUGAUUUUUAAGUAAAUAAUUUGCAUUUUAUUGCAUGACAUAAGUAUUUGAUCACCUACCAACCAGUAAGAAUUCCGGCUCUCACAGACCUGUUAGUUUUUCUUUAAGAAGCCCUCCUGUUCUCCACUCAUUACCUGUAUUAACUGCACCUGUUUGAACUCGUUACCUGUAUAAAAGACACCUGUCCACACACUCAAUCAAACAGACUCCAACCUCUCCACAAUGGCCAAGACCAGAGAGCUGUGUAAGGACAUCAGGGAUAAAAUUGUAGACCUGCACAAGGCUGGGAUGGGCUACAGGACAAUAGGCAAGCAGCUUGGUGAGAAGGCAACAACUGUUGGCUCAAUUAUUAGAAAAUGGAAGAAGUUCAAGAUGACGGUCAAUCACACUCGGUCUGGGGCUCCAUGCAAGAUCUCACCUCGUGGGGCAUCAAUGAUCAUGAGGAAGGUGAGGGAUCAGCCCAGAACUACACGGCAGGACCUGGUCAAUGACCUGAAGAGAGCUGGGACCACAGUCUCAAAGAAAACCAUUAGUAACACACUACGCCGUCAUGGAUUAAAAUCCUGCAGCGCAUGCAAGGUCCCCCUGCUCAAGCCAGCGCAUGUCCAGGCCCGUCUGAAGUUUGCCAAUGACCAUCUGGAUGAUCUAGAGGAGGAAUGGGAGAAGGUCAUGUGGUCUGAUGAGACAAAAAUAGAGCUUUUUGGUCUAAACUCCACUCGCCGUGUUUGGAGGAAGAAGAAGGAUGAGUACAACCCCAAGAACACCAUCCCAACCGUGAAGCAUGGAGGUGGAAACAUCAUUCUUUGGGGAUGCUUUUCUGCAAAGGGGACAGGACGACUGCACCGUAUUGAGGGGAGGAUGGAUGGGGCCAUGUAUCGCGAGAUCUUGGCCAACAACCUCCUUCCCUCAGUAAGAGCAUUGAAGAUGGGUCGUGGCUGGGUCUUCCAGCAUGACAACGACCCGAAACACACAGCCAGGGCAACUAAGGAGUGGCUCCGUAAGAAGCAUCUCAAGGUCCUGGAGUGGCCUAGCCAGUCUCCAGACCUGAACCCAAUAGAUAAUCUUUGGAGGGAGCUGAAAAUCCAUAUUGCCCAGCAACAGCCCCGAAACCUGAAGGAUCUGGAGAAGGUCUGUAUGGAGGAGUGGGCCAAAAUCCCUGCUGCAGUGUGUGCAAACCUGGUCAAGACCUACAGGAAACAUAUGAUAUCUGUAAUUGCAAACAAAGGUUUCUGUACCAAAUAUUAAGUUCUGCUUUUCUGAUGUAUCAAAUACGUAUGUCAUGCAAUAAAAUGCAAAUUAAUUACUUAAAGAUCAUACAAUGUGAUUUUCUGGAUUUUUGUUUUACAUUCCGUCUCUCACAGUUGAAGUGUACCUAUGAUAAAAAUUACAGACCUCUACAUGCUUUGUAAGUAGGAAAACCUGCAAAAUCGGCAGUGUAUCAAAUACUUGUUCUCCCCACUGUAUGUUUACAUUUUCAUUCAUCAGACAGAGGACCAAGGAGAACGUGACAUUGUUGGGAUGUCUGUGGAUUUUGUUUCCAAGGCCAGGCUUCUUCUCCCCGUCUCGCCAUCCCUGUCUGUCUGCCUAUUUUUGUUAGUUCCAGGUGAUAAAUGUUCUGACCCCAGUAGAACCAUUGAAACGUAUAUUUCCACUGGGAAAGGGUUGGGCCUAGGGGUCAGGACCCUUGUUUCACACUUUGUACCUUUAGUUUUCUUCAACAAUGAUAACUUUAAAUGCUUACUGUGUUUUUAGUUAGUUACAAAUGGUUUGGUAAUAAUUAGAUCAAAGAAGAUAGUAAUGUUACAAAAUGGCUGUAAAUGUUAUGGGUCUAAUAGUCAAAGCACAAGGCAGAUUGAGGUUUCAUAAUCUCCUACAUUAAAGUAUUGUUUUAUAUUGUUUAGCCUAAAGCAACAAGUCACCCAGACCCCCCCAAAUGGGGGCCCUAUUUUAAUAUUGCCUACCCAACACUAGGCCUGCAUCCGGAUGAGCCUGUUUGUCCAACAAAAGGCAGUAAUUUACAGGUACCUAUUUGAAGGGGAGGCCUCUCUGUCAGCAACUGGAGGAGGCUCUGAAGAAUGUAGCUCCCCCUCAACUCUGCCCCUAUAAUUUUAGUUUUUGUUGCCAUUCAGGAAAAACACAAAUCACUGAAGAUUGUAUCCAAUAAAUGUGAUGCACCAGUUAGAAUGUAUUGGCAGUGGCUAUCUCACAAAUAAUGUCAUUCAUAGCUUUAUUGUUACUUUAAAUCAGAUCAGAUUUUGCUAAGACUAUAGGACUAUUAAAGGGUAUACUAGGAAUAGUCUAGGAAUGUGUAUCAUUCAGGAAUUAUUUCAUCUUAAACCCACUUCAAACAAACCCUGUCAGUAUGUCCAGACGUCCUGUGGACAAAUCAACGAGGUAAUGCUGGGACUUUAGGUAUCAGUGCCAUGUUAACCCUGACACUAUGUUCUGCUUUGAAUCCCUGCCAAGUGCCAACCACGCUGCUGCCUGCUGGUUGGUCCUGUUGGUCUCUGCCUCUGCCCUGUGUUUGUGGAUGCAUCCCAAAUGGCACCCUAUUCACUAUAUAGUGCUCAGGUCAAAAGUAGUGCACUAUGUAGGGAAUAGGGUGCCCUUUGGGAUAUAGUCUGUGUGUAUAUCCUCCAUGAUCCCCCUCUCUUUGAUUAGAAAAUUAAGUCCCUCACUGUAAAUCAGCUGAUCUGCUUUCAGGACAAAGCUGCUGGAUCAUUUCCCUUUAAUAUCGCUCCAGGUUUGGAGCUUUCUCUUUAUCCUUGACCAAUCGAUCCUACCCAAAGCAGGAAACUGUUGAGUUGACUAAAUACCCUAGAGCUGAGGACUUUAAUGAACAAGGGUGUCUGAGUUUAGCAGCUAUGAUUCAUCUUGCUUUGAAAGUGAACUGAUUUAAUGGAGCUGGUUGGCAACUUUUCAGAUCACCUGUCCCCUUGUGUGGUCCUCCCUCCAUGCCAUUGUCUUAGAGAUUUGUGGUCGGCGUCCUCAGUGCAGCUGCACCUGUCCCAUUAUGGAGAGAAAUAGGGGCUACGCUGAAUGCCCAUUGAGUGAAGAGUACUCUGAAUAAAUAGGCUUUCUGAAAACGGGCCCAAGGAGGUCCUAAAUCUCGGAACGGAACUAGCAUAACAAUUGGAGCGGGAGGAGCUGUAAGGUGGGAAACGUUAAAAGUGGCUGUGGUUGUGGUGUAACUUAUUUUACAUUUGUAGUUUAUCAAUCUUCCAGGACGGAGGAGGAUUUGAAUGGUCUGGUGUGGUUGUUGAUGUUGCGGCGGGCAUCUAUGCCAUCUUUGUUAGCUGAGAUCAGGACUCCUCCUCUCUCUGGGAGUAAGCUACUUAGUGAUAUGUACUACACUGCCUCACAAUGUAGCCUCUGUUCCUGUCAUUAUAGCUAGACCCGGUAGCUCCACUAGCAGCCUGCCACUGAAAUGGGAUUCUUACCUCUACUCACCCUCCACCCUCCACACAAUCUUGUUCACUAGAAGUUGUGCACUGUGGUGUAAGACUCAGGCAUACAGUAGGACUCAAAAGCUCAAAGCUUCAAUGUUUGCUGAUAUAUGGGUCAGCGUUAGCUAUCCACAACAGGCCAUAGCCUAGAUGUUGGCUUUGACCAAAAAGAGAGGAUGCAUUUUGUAAGCUUUUCCGGUCAUUGGUUUUGGGGUUUAGUCCUGGGGGGUUCAUGGGGGAGUCCUAUCUUCCUGUUUUCCACUUGAGCAGUAUUUCUCCGUAAUUACGCAACCCUUUGUGAUUUCAAAAAAAGGUUGGGCAUCCUUGGCCAGCAUCUGCAACAGCCUUUUUUCAGGAGAUCAAAAGAGUUUCGGCAGGUGCAGCUAAAUGCCACUUUCCACUUUUGCGCAGCCUCCUGAUUGAAAUCCCUCAGCCUAGUAACAUAACAUCCCCACUUUGACACCGCUGGGGUGUUCUCCUCACCCUUCAUCCAACAGGCCUUGCUCCAUGGCUGGUGACUCUUGGAGGCUGCAGGGCUGCUGCUGCUGCUGUACCAUUCCCAUUUCCUCUCUCUCUCUCUCUCUCUCUCCCCCCCCAUCUCUCUCUCUCUCUCAUCUCUACUCUGUCCUAUCGUAUCUCUCUCUCUCUCUCUCUCUCUAUCUCUCCCCCCCCCCAUCUCUCUCUCUCUCUCUCUCUCUCAAUUCAAUUUAAGGGCUUUAUUGGCAUGGGAAAUGUGUGUUAACAUUGCCAAAGCAAGUGAAGUAGAUAGUAAACAAAAGUGAAAUAAACAAUAAAUAUUAACAGUAAACAUUACACUCAGAAGUUUCAAAAGAAUAAAGACAUUUCAAAUGUCAUAUUAUGUAUAUAUACAGUGUUGUAACAAUGUGCAAAUAGUUAAAGUACAAAUGGGAAAAUAAAUAAACAUAAAUAUGGGGUUGUAUUUACAAUGGUGUUUGUUCUUCACUGGUUGCCCUUUUCUUGUGGCAACAGGUCACAAAUCUUGCAGCUGUGAUGGCACACUGUGGUUUUUCACCCAGUAGAUAAGGGAGUUUAUCAAAAUUGGGUUUGUUUUUUGCAUUCUUUGUGGAUCGCUGUAAUCUGAGGGAAAUAUGUGUCUCUAAUAUGGUCAUACAUUUGGCAGGAGGUUAGGAAGUGCAGCUCAGUUUCCACCUCAUUUUGUGGGCAGUGUGCACAUAGCCUGUCUUCUCUUGAGAGCCAGGUCUGCCUACGGUGGCCUUUCUCAAUAGCAAGGCUAUGCUCACUGAGUCUGUACAUAGUCAAAGCUUUCCUUAAGUUUGGGUCAGUCACAGUGGUCAGGUAUUCUGCCACUGUGUACUCUCUGUUUAGGGCCAAAUAGCAUUCUAGUUUGCUCUGUUUCUCUCUCUCUCUCCUCAGCGAGGAGAGCGCGGCGCGCGGCGCUCAGAGCGCGCGCGCGCGCUGCUCGCGUCGCUCAGCUGCUCUCCGAUCGCUCUCGCUAUGCUCGCUCUCGCUCUGCUCGCUCUCUCUGCUCUAUAAUAUAUAGAUAUAUGAGAGAUAGAGAUAUAGAUAUAUAUAUUAUAGAUAUUAUUAUAUAUUAUAUCUCUAUCUCUUCACCCCAUCUCUCUCGCUCUCUCUGCUCCACUGCUUUAAUCUUUUCAGCAUGGUAGUUUUAAGAUUAGGACAAGGGGAUUACAGAAAGCAGGACAGGCCUGCUGUCCGCCCGGCCUGUCAGGAUUGACAGACAUACAACACUCACUUUGUGUUGCACCAAUGGGUCAAAACUGGGGUGCUAGGGGUUGCCAAAUUGGUGCCUCACUAUUCCUAUCCUUCCUUUGUCAUCUUAUUACCUCCUCUCUGACUCCUUCACACUAUGUUGGUGGUUAUUUGUGUGUAUCUAUUGAUUUUCAGGGAUGGAGAUGCAGACAUAUUCCGGUACAGUCCUAGUGUGGUGAAUUACGCCUUGGGUGUCCAUAACAGUCGUUGUGACAAUGUGAAUAGUAGGCCUACCCCUAGUGGAAUACAAUUCAGCCAGAGCCAACAUGCAGAAAGGUUAGUCUGACUGUCAAGAGUAAGAUACAUUUACAUACUGUAAUACAACUGCUACAACACAAGAGGGAAAAGGACAGUUGCAAACACACGUUGUCAUUGUGUAUUUCUACUUAUCUGUCAUGUGGAUGCACCUUAGACAUGCAUUUCUGGUCCCACAGGUCCUGUUCCCGGAGCUCAGUCAGCUCUACUACCAGCCAAGAUGACAUUGAUGACAUGAAACACAAGCUGAAUGUCAACCACAUAGAGGACGUUGUGGCCCACCUCAAGUAAGUCACUGAGCAACAUUUCAAAAAUGUCAAUUACAGACCAAUGUUUAGGUAAUGCGUCCUUUAAAAUGCAACCAGUUGAAAUGAGCUUUGUGAUAGACAGUAGUACUUAUAGUCUGUCUGCAAGGCAGAAUAUAUGACUGCAAGACCUUAGUCUGUAUCCAUGAAGAGUCCCAGACAGGAAAGACCAUGAGCCAUUGGGUAAAUGUGAGCCACAGUCAGAGAAGUGCUGUAAUGAAAUGAAUACAGCUGUGGGACUGUGGGGAAUGGGACCCUUUUUUCCUCCUCACACAUUCCUCUGUGCAGAGUCAGAUUUCUCUUCAGACUUCUGCCACUCUGGCCCUCUUUAAAUCUGCCUGUUUGGACAGACCAGACAUGUCUUCAUCAUUGUGCAAACAUGGCGUUACAGUAAAGAGAAAGGGGGUAGCUAAACGAUAGGAGGACUGGCCAGCUUCCAUCCACCCUGCUUUGUCUCUUUCUACCUUCCUCUGUUCUCAUUCUCUCCAUUAUAGUGUAUUCCUGUCCUGUCAUCUACAGUGUAAAGAUCCAUGGCCUCUCUCUCCUGGUCAUAGUUCCCCUCUCCUCUCCCCUGUUCUCCUGUCUUGCUCUCCUCUCUCCCGCCUGUGUCUUCCAGCCUGGUUCCCUCUCCCUUUCCCCCUGGCCUUGUGACAGCCAGAGCCAGGCAUCUGGAGCUCCCUACCCAACCAGGCCAGGAGGGGAAUGCAAACACUGCGCUUGCCUUGGAGGGGAGCUGGGGGAGAGGAGAUGGAGGGCGGAGGGUGGAGGCCAGCCAGCCCUCUCCUCUCUCCAUCCCCGCACGGAACAAAAGCCCCCAUUGUAA